GUCAACAAGAACAACAAACGGAAAAUGUCAUAAUCAGUAGAAGUUGAUCGAGCUGAUUUGAUCCAAAUGAAAGAUUAUUAGUUUGAAAAUUGUGCAAUAUCCAUAGUUAAAAUUAACCUGUAUUGCUGAAGAAAUUGUAGUGGUGCCCUUCUUUGUUACUUCACGUCCUGUCCCUAAAAAUUAAGUUAUAUGUUUGCUUUAUGUUCAUCUAUGGAGCAAUAGGAAAAUGAUUUCAAUUGAAUAUUUCAAUCUUACACUUGGGGGAUAAGCUAAAUUUCUAAAUUUUAUAUAUUUAUAAGUGUAACCAUUAACAAGAAACAUGACUACCAUAACUAUGGAAGAAUAUGAACUCAUGAAAGAAUCAAAGUAUCGUAUGUAUGUGGCAGCAGUAGACAAGGCAUUGAAAAACUUUGAAUAUACAUCCGAAUGGGCAGAUCUUAUUUCUGCCUUGGGGAAAUUAAAUAAGGUUCUAUCAACGUAUUUAAAGUAUCCAGUAAUACCUAGGCGAAUUAAGAUAAGUAAAAGACUGGCACAAUGUAUGCAUCCUGCUCUGCCCUCAGGGGUUCACUUGAAAGCUUUGGAAACCUAUGACAUUAUUUUUCGUACAAUGGGGACCAGUAGGUUAGCCCAGGAGUUGUUUAUUUAUAGUGCAGGUCUCUUUCCUCUCUUGGGCCACGCUGCGAUGAAUAUAAGGCCUCAACUGUUGAAAAUCUACGAGAACCACUUCGUACCACUGGGAGAAAGGAUGAGGCCCGCCCUGAGUGGUUUCCUCAGCGGGGUACUACCAGGCAUAGAGAGCGGAUCAGACCAUUUCGAAAGAACCAACGAUCUUUUGGAAAAAGUCUGCGAUGGCGUAGGUGCCUCAUACUUCUACACCUGCAUGUGGCAGUGUGUAGCAAACAACAGUCCUGUAAGGUUGUCGGCUAUAAGCUUUGUACUAGCGCAUUACAGCAAAAAGAUGCCUAUGGAAGACCAGUUGUACUUGAUGGGCCAUGACAUAGACCUUAUGGUUUGUGGCUUGUGUGCUGCAGUGCAGGACUCCAGUGUCUUGGUACAACGUUCUGCUUUGGAUCUGCUUAUGGUAUGUUUUCCAAUGAAUAAUAAGCAACUUCUCUAUGCCGAUAUGGUGAGACUUGUAACUGCAGCACUGUCAACUAUAUUGAGGAGAGAUAUGUCACUGAAUAGGAGGUUAUACUCUUGGCUUUUGGGAACAGAAUCACACAGUGUGCCUGCAAGUGCGUCAGACAGAGAGAUCGAUUUGACAGAUACCACAAACACGUCUGUCGCUUAUAACCUUCUGAACGACGCCAUAAGGGUCAUCUUGACAAACAGCAGUUCUAAACCACAGAUCGACAUCAAACCCUACAGGCUGUUAACCUCUCUUUUUGACAAACCUCAAAUAGGUCCAGUGAUUUUAGACAGUAUUUUAUAUGAUGUUUUCAGAGCUCUUUAUUUAUCUUGCCUGAAUUUACAAAAAAGCAAAAACGGUUCUGCCAGAUGUGUGUCGUUCAAUGGAGAUUUGAACAGUUUGAACAUAACUGAUGAUAGGCUAGUUAAUAAGCAGUUCAUCUCAAAGAAUUGUCAGGAAUUGGUUAAAAACGCUAAUUUGUUAUUUAAUACCUUACAAAGCUAUUACAUAUGGUCGUACGUUGAGAAACUGUUCAAACAGUGUGUAACGAAUAUAAAAAAUUACAAGAACAGAGAUAAAUGUCAAGUGAAUGAAAUUGGAUCGGGCGUACCACACAUAUUAGAGACAUGUAUUUUGACUGAAUUUCUUUUAGACAUAAUUCCAAUAGAAUCAUAUGGCGAAAGUAACGCCAAUAUACAACCUAAUUUAUUCAAUAACAUUAUAAUUAUUAUGAAGGAAAAUUUGGAUAGUUUGAAUUCCAUCGAAAUAAUCGAAAGUCUGAACUUGUGCAACAAAAUCUUAAGCAAAAUCCAACCAGUGACUGUAACAACUACAGAUAAAGUAACUGUUGCCAUUGGUGAUGAAGCUGUUGUUGAAAUUGAUAAAAAAUCGGAUUCUUCCGUAAAUAUCGAAUCAUCGCAAGAUGAGGGUGACCAACCAGUGAAAUCUCUAGAGAAAAGUAAAUCAGAUUCUAGGCUAAACGAGAAUAUGAAUAAUUCAGAACUACUUACGAUAGAGGAAACCAGAGAGAGAUCCAACAGUAAUCAAAUGCCGAAGAAAAAGGAAAAGUUUAGCCCGAAGAUUGAUAAAAAAUCCAAAAAUAAAAAGUCCAAGUCAAGUUCUAAAUUGUACGACAUGAAAAAAGAAGACUUAUGUGAAUCAGGUGAUGAGAAUUCGGAAACUCAGGAUAGUAUCAGAGAGAAAGAGGAAGAAGAAAAGAAAGAACCUCCCCCUCCUCCUUUAAAAGUGGCCACAGUUGAAAACAAAUCGUUUUUGAAAUGCCUGGAGGAGUACAAAAAAUUCUAUGUGGUUUUCGUUGAAGUUAAAGUGCUACCCGAUGUGAACAUCCAUAAGUUCUUCAAAUCCAUGGUUUGCGAUAAGAAUGAACGUAUCAAGAAAUUGCAAAAACUACUAGAGGAUUGUUUAAGUACGCAUACAGAAUUUGAACCAAUCAUUGUCAGAGACAUCUUGUCAAGAUGCAGUUUCUCAAACUCUCUGGCCACCACUCCUGAUUAUCCGAAUUCAGAGUAUGAGAAAGCUACUUCUAUAGCAUGUAAUAUUCUCUUGGAGUUCUCGGCAUUUCCUAAUUUGACCAGUCAUUCGAUUUCUGGUGAGAAGACUUUACCAUCCUGGUUGGAAGCUUUGAUUGCAGCUUCUUGCUGUAGGAAUUCAUCCAAAGAAAUACAACUGAGCGCCAUGAAUGCGAUGUUGGAGAUUUUUUCGCUUGCCAAAGCUCAGAAUCCAAGCAAAAAUGAUGAGAGUAGUAAUAAUGUCAUUAUUACUGGGAUCCUUAACAGGGAACAUGUCAAUUAUAUUGAGGAAAAUACUAUAGUCAUUGAGGAAAUGUCCCAAAUUUUGUGGCAGUUCCUGGGCCAAACUGACAAUCAGAAUCACACUAUAUUAUGUGUAACUCUACUAUACCAGAUACACAAUAUUUUUGAUGAUAAGCUUUUUGUUGAAAGAAUUAUUGGAAAGUACCUUUCAAGUGAAAACUUGACCUUGGAAUAUAUAAAACGCUUCUUCUUGGUCUGGCACCUUGGAAGAGAUUUAAAUAUAAAAUUACCAUUGAACAAACCCAACAUAAGAAAUUUUGACAGGUCACUGUUGAAAAUCUUGGACAAUCUGCAGAACUACGAAAAACUUAACCUAAAACUCCUGGCAGAAUCUUUCCUAUCCCACAGCCUUCUUCACAACGAUAUACCACGAAUUUUGAAUCCGCUUUUAACCAAACUUCUAUCUCCAAAUACUGCUAGGGUGGCAAUUAGACAUGUUAAUAUUCAGGACUCAGAUUGUCAGAGCGAAAUUAACGUUCAAGAUAAUGUCAAGGUGGAACACAACCAACCGAAGAUAGUCUAUGCAGUGAGUAAUGUAAAUGGUAAUAUAAUGUAUCACGUAACAACAGAUGGACCCAGUCCUAAACAACAAAAGAGCAAAUGGUUUAUGUUCUCCAAAAACAAUAAAAAGUUUCAACCGUCUGUAGUCAAUGUUACGACAAGUGUAACAGAGGAUUUAUCCAAUGUUGUCACAAAGAAAAACAAAGACUUUAGGGUACAACAGGUUUCUCCAAAAUUCGAUAAGAAUGGCAAAGGAAAUGUAAAACUUUUCAUCAAUCCUUUAAGUUCUAAAGAGAUAUAUCCUACAGGACUAAACGGAUCAUAUUCAAAGCUAGACCCUCACAAGUCCAUGAAUUCCUCCUCAGAAAGUUUAACCUCCAGUAACGAUUGUACCAGUCAUGAUUCUCCUAUUAAGAGCUUUCCAAACGAAAAAGAACCAACGACGAUGGAUUCAGGUUAUGAAUCAGUUGUGAAAAGUAAAACACAACCAGAUAUUAUAGGGAUGCUUUCGAAUGGACCAUCAAAGAAAAUACUUGAAAAAAUCGAACCAAUUGAAGAUGGUGUCAAAGAUAAAUUCGUAGAUCCAAAGCUACCGAAAUCCAGAAGUUUCGACGAGAAAAGUGCCAGUAUGGAGAAUGCUAGUGAACAGGGUAAUUCAUUGGUUCAUAGUUGGUCCUACUGCUUGUCGGAUUCUGAAAACUUACAUGCUGAGUUGGAGUUGAGCACUAGCGCAGAAGACUUUUUCAAAACCAGCGAUAAAACUGUUAUUGCAGAAAUAAUGUUGGAUUUAUUAGACAGAGUUUGUGAAAGGAUAGAUGGUGAUUCUGAAAUCACAGAUUCCAGUUCGACAACUACGAACAGGCAUUCAGAUACAGAAAUUAGACCAAAAAUUCAUCAUUCUUCGAAAAAUUUCGUUCUAUAUCCGAUCCAUUCACAUAUAUGCCUGUAUUAUGAAGUGUUCGACUCUAGUCAAGUUUUUUAUGCUCUUCAGACUCUAAAGAAUUGUAUUCUGAGUAAUCCACAGCUUUUUAUUAAAUGUCUGGCCACUAGCGGUUUGAAAAAUCUUCAGAACAACGAAGUCUUGUAUCUUUUAGCAAGGCAUCGUAAAUCAAUCCUGGGAUAUCAUUUCACUGGGGACUUGAAUCAGGAAUACGUGAAUUUCUAUAGAGGCUACAUGUUCUUAGACGUUAUAAUCUCCAUCUGUUUAAAUUAUGCAAGAACUUUCUACCCUUGUUUGGAUGAUGUACAUCUUACAAACGAAGAAAUGAACAUGAAUUUCAAGAUUCAGUUGGAGAGUUUAGAAAUCCUCGAUGUAAUUGUAAAGAAUUUAAUAGCUAUUGUUAAGGAUAAUACUAAGGGAUUUUCAAGUUAUAUUGCUGAUAUGCUGGUGAAGUGCAAAUUGCAGAAGAUCUUAUUGCAUUGUUUGUUGACAUCUGUAAGAACUUUCGAUGAAGAUAUGACUUUUGCUGAAGAGGUUCUGAUGUUCAACAACUUUUUAUUGUUUGACUCGAAUCAGAACGUUGGAGAACAUAUCGAAGCUUUCCAAAUACAGUUAUUGAGGUUAAUCCAAUCUCUGAUUGUCCUGGAAUUUAACGUUUUUCCAUCGUCAAAACCCAGCGGUCCUGCUUUGGAACAAAUAGCCACCGCUGUUGUUACGGAGCUAAAUUAUACGCCAACUAUGCUGACUCCCUAUCAGCAGAUCUUUUUGUCGGCCAUUAUGAGUGCCUUGCGUCAACAUAAUAUGAAGAAUCUGCAGGAGAAAUGGCUGAAUAUGGUCACAUCCUGCUUACCUUACUUUGGUGAAAAUCUCAAACAAAUAUCCAUCAGUGUUAUCCACCAGAUUUGUAAUAACAUUGAGGAUAUAGCAUCAAGUUAUAGGAACUGGCAAACAAGUGGUGAACUGUGCCCUGAUUAUGCGGUUACUCAGCUAGAAUCUCUUACAAUUCUUUGUCACUAUAGUUUGUUAGACUCCAGUCAGACAGUUAAUCAGAAAAAUGUACCUGAGUCCGGUUCUAAUCCAGUGUCGCACCCUAGCGAGAUAUUUAAUAAUCUUUUUAACGCUUUCUUUUCGCCAUCGGCCACAGAUGGUUUUCCCUCUGUGAAGCCAAAUGCUGAUCACUAUCAGAAUGCGAGAAAGACCAUACUUAGCCACAUGCCCAGGAUUAUUUCUAGUGUUGCUAAGUUGUGGCAAACUAUAGUUAGCCUAGAAGGUGACUUUAAUAGUGUGUACGGAAACUUGAAGAUUGUGAAACAGCAGCUCCUCGAAUUUCUUAGUCCUAUCGCAGUGCACCACAGUUGUAGCUUCUUGGCUGCUAUAGCUGUGGCUUGGUUUGAAAGGAGGAACGUAUUUUCAAAUGUCAAAACUGUUCUUCCUGAACCAAAUGCUGGUCAAAAUAACCUUGUGUACCUCAUUUCGGCAAUUAGGGUCAUACCCUUGGACAAUUUAGUACAAACUGUAACGGCUGUGAUAAAGAACCCUCCCACAACUGAAGGAUUGAGCUCGGACAUCUGUCUGGAUGUGUCUGUCCUAGAGUUGUUUUAUUGUUACAUGAGAAACGCUUCCACCUCUCAAUUGCUUGAAGCUUGGACUUCCCUAUUAACCCUUAUCAGAGAGGGCUGUGCGCUCAGCCCUUCGGCGCAGUUUCUAUUGGCUGCUCUUCUUCAUGAACUCAUGAUUAAGUGCUGCCCUCUGGAGGAUCGUAAAGAUCAGAAAGAUCUACAAGAUGUUACGAGCAAGUUGAUAGAGUCAGUAGCACAAAUAUGUGGGUCUUGUCUAGAGCAAACAACAUGGCUGCGUAGAAAUUUGGCUGUGAAAGAACAGGAUGAGGACCAUUCUCCUGACGUCAGUAUUAUCAACAGUGGUGCUACAGAGAAUAUGAUUGGAAGCAGCCACAGUGUUCAGGCUCAACUGCUUCUAGCGGAAAUUUUGUCGCCCAUCCUCGAUAUCUGCUUUGGAUCCUCCGAAAAGGAGAAGGUUAACACGAUCCUAACCUCUUUAAUGUACAACAUUGUACCUUACCUUAAGACUCACACCGUACGUAACAUGCCCAGCUAUCUGGCGUGCUCUAAACUGCUAGCCAGCCUAAGCAGUUAUCAGUACACGAGGAAAGCGUGGAAAAAGGAUGUAUUCGAUCUGUUGUUCGACAACGCCUUCUUUCAGGUGGAUCAUUCCUGUCUUAAGUACUGGAAGGUGAUAGUCGAUAAUUUGAUGACCCAUGAUAACAUUACUUUCAGGGAUCUAAUGAAUAGGGUUUCGAUGCCUCAAAGCGGCAGUUUGAGUUUAUUCACUUCCAGAGAGCAAGAGUAUGAACAGAAAGCUCAGCUGUUGAAACGAUUAGCAUAUGUAAUAUUCUGCAGUGAGAUAGACCAAUAUGCCAAAUAUAUGUCUGAUAUUCAAGAACAAUUGACUACUAGUCUGAGGUUGCCCUCUCCAAAUAUACAGGCACAGGUAUUCCUCUGUUUUAGGGUUAUAUUGAUAAGAAUGAGUCCUCUUCAUGUCACUUCUUUAUGGCCGAUCAUCAUAAGCGAAAUGCUACAGGUGUUUUUGCAGAUAGAACAAGAACUGUCAACGGAUACGGAAGAAUUCAGGACAAACAACAGUUCUCACAUAAAGUUAUUGUCGUCCCUUGAUGCCAGCUGGGCUAUAAACAGUAGUAAUGGGCUCCAUGCUCUUGGUCAUCCGCAUUGGCUGAGGUUACAACUGUCAACAGCUAAGUUACUGGACUUGACGUUGCUUCUUCCUGCCACUACUUUACCCCAGUUUCAGAUGUAUCGAUGGGCCUUUGUAGGCGAUGAUCUGGAUCGCAUUCAAAACUCCAAUGCGGUGUCUUUCACCCCGCAUGUAGUUCGAAUCGCAGAACAGAUGGACAAGAAAUACAACGCCACAGAUCAACUGGCGAUGAGGAGAAACGAGCUAUUGCUCACCAUGAACAGCAUCAGCCAAUUGCAAGACUUGCACGGAUUCUUCAAAACGCUAAGUCUGUGUUCCGACCGGCACAGAACAGACUGCGUAAGAACUUAUUCUUCCGAUACACCCUUGGCAGAUCGCCAGACCGAUAAAAAAUUAGAUGUCAUCCUGGAGAAAAUUGAUAAAGUAGUCGAAACAGAUUUUCUCGACAAAAUUCCUAGAUAAAUUGCCGCGUUUUUCCUAUAUACCUUUUUUCGUACAAAGUAUAGAUCAAAAGGAUUUAGCUCACCUAUUAAUAUUCACUAUUCCCAAUUUGGUGCAAAAUUAAAAUUCGAAUAUUAUUAUUACUUCUAAUCACUGAAAGUUUUUGAUCUAUUCUUUGUAUUAUAUAAAUGCUAAGUUUUAAUUUCUGUAAAGUUGCCCGAUUUUCCUUAUAUUUUUAUAAAAAUGAUAUAUCCUGUAAUUUGAAUUUUUAAAUCUAAAUUAUUUCGAUUUCACUUGUUAUUUUUGUAAAUAAUAGUUUUGUAUAGUUAUCGAGUGGUUCAGAAAAUAAUUAUAUUCCUCGAUAUGUCAAUUUUUUCUGAAUCUACAAGUAUUUUCAGGUUAUUGUGAUCUAUUCUCGAGAACAUGAGGAUUGAUUUUAUCAAGAUUAUGGUAAGAUUGUAGAACUAAUUUUUGAGAGAUGAUAUAAAACAACAUUCUUUAGAAUGUUUGGUAAAGGGUAGGGAAAAUACAGCAAUAAUGAACAGCAAUGUUCAAUUCUUUGGAGUUUGUAUUUUUUCUAAUAUUGUUAAUAUUUGGUUGUGAUUUUCAAUGAACUUUUGAUAAAUUUUAAGAAAAUUAUUUGAAUAUGUUUCAGUAAGCCUCGCUUAAGUUCAGUAAGGGGUGUAUAAUAGAACCAAUAAAUUUCGGUAUAAUUUUUUCAUCAAAAUUACUGGGUUUAUUCAAUUGAAAUGGACAUUUUGUAUACCAAUACAAAACUGAGAUAUCUUUAUUAUAAUUUUAACAGGUUAUUACAAAAAAUGACAACUUCAAAUAAAUUCAGUAGAAUAAUUCAGAUUAGUUCUUCAUGGGGUUCGUGCAGUAUUACACAAAGUGUUUAACUGGCAAGAUUUGUUAUAGUAAUCUUGGUAGAAUGUGCGUGAGUGGUCGAAGUGUUAAACCAUAUAGUAAACCUUGUUUUCAGGCAUUUAACAAAUGUGAUUUUACAAUGUGAUCUAACUAAAAAAAGUAGGCAAAUCUUGCCUUGUUUUUGAAAAUUUUCUGUUCAAAAUAUCUUUGUAGCAAGAUAUGAGAUUUGCUACCUUGAAAUAUGUUGAUAUAUCUUCUUAGAUAUAUACUGAAAUUUGUUAUUAAAAUUAUUUUUAUUGCC
Harmonia axyridis is the source of this 8741-nucleotide messenger RNA. Its product is annotated as protein dopey-1 homolog. The record is from RefSeq and is a predicted model, not a curated record. Lineage: Eukaryota; Metazoa; Arthropoda; Insecta; Coleoptera; Coccinellidae. Gene Ontology annotation, cellular component: trans-Golgi network; endosome. Bases 320 to 7594 code for a protein of 2424 amino acids. The transcript has 20 exons. Gene Ontology annotation, biological process: Golgi to endosome transport.